AGGAGAGGAGGGGAAGGAAGAGAGGAGAGGAAGGAGGACAGAUGGAGGAGGAGAGCGAGAUUGCUUUCCACUCUCAUGAAGCUAAAAUGAGGGGUGUUCCCGGGGAUGUGGGGGUACUGCCGGUGAGCCCCAGGAAGGAGCAGGGAGCCAUUUACAGCGGCAGGUCCGGGAGCCGUGCGGAGCCGUGCGGAGCCGUGGCGAGUGGACACGGGCCCUGCAGGGACUGCGGCCGGAGCUGCCCCGCACCGGCUCCGAGGGCGGGACCGGCGUGGGACCCCCGGGCGGCGCCUUCCCGCCCUCGGCUGAGCCGCGCCUGAGGCCCGAGGAGGGUCUGCCCGCCCCGCCGAGCCCCUUCAGCCCCGGCUAAUUCCCCCUCGACCCGCGCAGAGCCGAGCUGGGUCCCCUCAUCCCCUCUAGGGCCCUUCAGCUGCCGGCUGUGUCCCUCCAUCCCUCAGGAUCCCGCUAAAUCCAACCCCCCCCUCCUGGCAUUGCUCAGGCCCCCCGUCCCCUCAGAUCCCACUAAAUCUCCCUGUCCCCUCAGUGCCCUUAGGUCUUGCUAAAUCCUCAGGGCCUGCCUGGAUCCCCCUGUCCCCUCAGGCACCACUAAAUCCCCUCUGACCCAUCCUCUAAGGGUCCCGCCAAAUCCCCCCCUGCCCUCUGAGGGUCCCGCUAAAUCCUUUCAUCCCCUCAGUGCUCUUAGGGUUCUCCCAUCCCCUCAGCACCCAGCUGGGUGAUCCCAGCCCCUCUGGAUCCCACUAAAUCCUCACAUCCCCUUAAUAUCUGCCUGGGUCCCCUAUCCCCUCGGAUCCCAGUAAAUCCUCUCAUCCCUUUCAGUGCCUCGUUGUGUCCCCCCAUCCCCUCAGAUCCCACUAAAUUCCCCCUUCCCCGUAGCACCCGACUGGUUCCCCCAUCCCCUCAGAUCCCACUAAACCCCUAGUCCCACCUGGUGCCCCAGGACCCAUCUCCUGUUGGAAGGGGAAGAGCUCAGGGAAUUUUGUCAGGGCUGCCCUGAGACACUUGGCCAGGCACCAUGUUCUAUGUCCAUUUGCUCAUCAACAAGCGGGGGCCGCUGGCCAAAAUCUGGCUGGCUGCCCACUGGGAGAAGAAGCUCACCAAGGCACACAUCUUUGAGUGCAAUUUAGAGGCCACCGUACAAAAAAUCCUCUCCCCAAAGUUUGCUAUAGCUCUGCGAACCUCUGGACACUUACUCCUGGGAGUGGUGCGGAUUUACCACAGGAAAGCAAAGUACCUCUUGGCAGACUGCAGUGAAGCUCUGACCAAAAUGAAGACAGCCUUUCGCCCAGGGCUUCUUGACCUUCCGGAAGAGAACUUUGAGGCUGCUUAUCAGUCCAUUACAUUACCUGAAGAAUUUCAUGAUUUUGAAGCACCACUACCAGAUGUAAAGGCCAUUGAUGUUGCUGAACAUUUUACCUUGAAUCAGAGCAGAGCUGAAGAAAUCACACUUACAGAGAAUUAUGAAAGCAGUAUACUUCUCUGUGAUAGAAACUUUGAUGAAGAAGCAGAUGCACUGAGGAGACAGAACUUCUUUGAGGGCAGUGUCCUGAUGAGCAGUAACAGCCUGGUGGCUGAUCCCAAUUCAGCCAGCACCAGCGGAGACAAAUCUGUGCUGCACGGAGAUGUUUACUGCUUCCAGGAUGACCAUUUUGGGGAUGAGGAUGAUGCUGCAGAUAUGAUUGAAAUCCUGUUGAGGGAUGAGGAAAAUGUCCUAGAUACAGACAUUCUUGAUGUGGAGGAAGCACGUCCUUUGUCACAAGAUCUGCCAGAGAACAGCACAGCCAUUGAGUCCAACUGCGCCGACACCACUGUUAAGGACGUAGAUCACACAAUGAGUGAGACAAUCCUUUUGUUCAAAGAAGAAGGAUUUGUGCUUGAGCCAGUUGAUGAUACAGCUGUCACCCCAAGGAAAAAAAAACAAAGAAAGAGGAAGUUGCUGGUGGAUGUAGAGAAGGAGCUCAGCUGCAACACCAUUUACAAGCAGCUCACCAACUGCACGGACCUCCUGGCCACGCUGGACCUCGCUCCCCCAACCAAGAAAACGAUGAUGUGGAAGGAGUUGGGAGGUGUGGAUAUACUCCUGUCCCAUGCAUCACAGCCCAUGGGUCACAUUGAGCUGCAAAAGUUGUUUGAAAAAUGCUUCAAGAGUGACAGAUGUAAGAUGAGAGCAAAUGGAAUACAGAGGAUGUCUGAAAUGAAAGAAAUUAGAAAAGAGCAAGAUACUACAGAGAUGCUACCAGUAGAAGAGCCAAGUUACCUGAAGGAGCCAGCUCAUUCUGAGACUGAGAGAAAAAUUAGAAAUGAUUCCUUUAUGUUGACAUCACAGAAUGACAGGAAUGAAACCAAUGAGAACUGUGGUGAAAUUAUAGAGGAUGGAGCAGCUUUCUCUGAGAGCUCAAAAAAUUCCCUGGGUCAGGAAGCUGAAGCACAGCAGGUGGAGGUGCCAAAGGAGCAAACAAGGACCAGGAAAGACAGUGAAGAAAUAAGAUGGGGCAAAAGAACUCUUCGGCUACAAAAAACUUUACAGCAGUUGAAGAGAUCAGGUGUGUGUUCCUUCAGUUUUCGGGAGCUCUGCCGGAAAAACAACCGGAAAGAAGCUGCAGCCACAUUUUACAUCUUUCUGGUGCUGAAGAAGCAGCUGGUCCUUGAGCUGAGGCAGCAUGAGCCCUUCGCUGACCUCACAGCCACUGCUGGGCUCAUGUUUGACAAGAUCAUAUAAACUGAUCAAAGCUUAGGUUGCAUUUUCCAGCAAAUAGUUUUCCUGGAAAAAGAUGAAAUGUCUUGUCAAACUGUGGGAGCUGAGCAGAGCUCCCUAUCCUUUAUACCACCCAGUAAUGGCUUGCACAGGGGUCCUGCCCUAGGUGAUGACUACAGGGCUUAUUAUUGAUAUUUAUAGUUACAUGAUGAGUUAUAUGAUAGUUAUAUAAUAUGUUAAUAAAAUACCACUAAAAUAUAUAUUCUGCAUAAGAGAUUUGCACUGUGAAGGAUUUUAUAAAAGUCCUUAAAGGAAUUUUAUAAAAGUCCUUGAAAGGUUUUUAUUAAAAAGUCCUUCAAAACCUUUCUCAGAGACUACCUUUGGAGCUUAAAUUAUUUUUGACAAGGCUUGUGUCUGUUAAUUCUCUAAUACCAUCAGUAAGAGUCAUCUGUUAACUCUCUGUAGCAAAAAAAUUUAGACUAUUUAAAAUUAUUCCUGUCAAAGAAUGUUCAGUAUUUCAUAUUUUAAGAUCUAGCAGGGUGCUGUCUCCAGUGUUGCUUUUGCAUGUUCAGGCAGGCAGAGGUUACACUGGUCUUAGAAGAGUCCAGAAGCUGCAGCAAGAAAUUCGAUUUCCUAGAAAUUCUGCAAUUUCAGAUUUCACAGAGCUUUUUAACUUAUUAACACCUUUAUUCAUGUGUAGACCUAUUUAAAAAUGGAUGUUAACUGAAAUAUUAUUAAGUCAUUGCAUUUUUAUCUAAUUUAAGAUAAACUUUAUCCCUUUUACUGUCAUUUUCUGAAGCUCUUGGUUUCCAGCUGCCUACCACCUGUGCCACAGGGAUGGUUGUGCUCCAUUCAGCUGCUUCGGUGCUGUGGGGACAUCACUGUCCCUUCAUGUGGAAUCAAUAAAAAUCAAAAGAUGUUUCCUUUG
Messenger RNA from Corvus hawaiiensis (hawaiian crow), 3638 nucleotides. It is a transcript of the gene RAD21L1, whose product is annotated as RAD21 cohesin complex component like 1. The transcript is spliced from 13 exons. The record is from RefSeq and is a predicted model, not a curated record. The coding region runs from base 1031 to 2734 and encodes 567 amino acids. Gene Ontology annotation, molecular function: protein binding; chromatin binding. NCBI's taxonomy places the organism in Eukaryota, Metazoa, Chordata, Aves, Passeriformes, Corvidae. Gene Ontology annotation, cellular component: synaptonemal complex; cohesin complex. Gene Ontology annotation, biological process: synaptonemal complex assembly; replication-born double-strand break repair via sister chromatid exchange; mitotic sister chromatid cohesion.